AUGAUGAUAUUUUCUACCGCCGUGAUUGCAGCAUUUUUGGAAAUGUUGGUAUUUUUUGGAAAUGUUUGUGAUGGUUGCAUUCCUACGCAGAUUGUAGAUGUCGAAGAUGCGUUUCUUGUUCAUAAUUUGAAAAUUGAAGAAAACAAUAUGAUUUAUUGUGAAUAUGUUUAAAUAUUUGUGAUUUGACCGAUUUAUGGUCCAGAUGUCAAACGCUGAUCAGGUCAUCUUUGAACAUGUUAUGACGUCGUUUUUUUGCACGUUUUUAUCGGGACUUACUAAACUGUUUUGGAGUUAUUUAUAGAUUUGUAAAAUCAGGAGAUUCAGAUCCGACAACCACCACAACAACCACAACCACACAAACAACAACCACAACCACACAAACAACGACCACAACCACACUAAUUCCAUCUUGCAUUGAUUCAACCUGGACACUUUUUGAUAGAGACACUUAUUUUUGGUGUAUGAAGGCAUAUAUUGGAGCCACAACAAUUGCACAAAUGUCAUCAAAUUGUCAAAUUUUGAAUUCCGCGGCAGUUCCCACGGGUUUUCAAAAUACUGAAGAACCCACAACAAUACUCACAACAACAGCUACUGGUUUAAGACUUUGGUUGGGAACAUAUAGAAAUGAUGCAUGUGCUGAUGUUCGGCUUACUGUAGAUUGUAACGAGAUUACGAGUUUUCAUUGGACAGAUGGUUUCACAAGUGGAACUGAUGGAUUUGUUUGGGGCUGGGCACAACCUGAUAAUAGUUAUUUGGCACAAUUUUAUGCGGUGUUCUUGACGAGUACUGGAUUGAUGGACGAUGAAUUUGAUGAUUUGACCACAGAAGGAGUUUUGUGUGGAAUGGAAGCUAAUUAUACAUAA
Messenger RNA from Caenorhabditis angaria, 863 nucleotides. Lineage: Eukaryota; Metazoa; Nematoda; Chromadorea; Rhabditida; Rhabditidae. The record is from the annotation of a GenBank genome assembly.